This is a messenger RNA of Terrapene triunguis (Three-toed box turtle), 1036 nucleotides long. Its product is annotated as serine/threonine-protein phosphatase 1 regulatory subunit 10-like. The record is from RefSeq and is a predicted model, not a curated record. The annotation marks the transcript as partial. Gene Ontology annotation, biological process: regulation of DNA-templated transcription. The transcript is spliced from 8 exons. Lineage: Eukaryota; Metazoa; Chordata; Testudines; Emydidae.
GAUUUCCCAUUCCCAAACCUGAGCUGAUCACCCGGCUAGAACGAGGGGAAGAGCCGUGGGUGCCCGAUCUCCAGGUCUGCGAGGAAAGAGAGAUCCCGAGAGGCACCCACACAGCUCAUCAUGAGAGAGUGAGUGAGAAUGAAGAGGAGAAUCAUGAUGCAGAAGUUCCUGGGUUGGAAUUGGCAACUCCCUCACUGGUUCCUCUGAAGAAGAACCUCAACGCUGUAGUGGUGUCUGAAAAAUACAACCUGAAGCCGAUGCCAAUGAAGAGACAGAGCACGUCCGCCCCCUCUGGAGACAACCCACCAGUAGAGAAGAAAUACAAACCUCUGAACACCACCCCCAACAGCACCAAGGAAAUCAAAGUCAAGAUCAUCCCAGUGCAACCAAUGGAGGGCUUGGGCUUCCUGGAUGCAUUUAACUCUGCCCCCAUCCCGGGGAUCAAGAUCAAAAAGAAAAAGAAAGUCUUGUCUCCUACGGCAGCCAAGGCGAGCCCCUUUGAAGGGAAGCCAGCCCCAGAAGCGAGCGCUGCUAAACCAUCCUCACCAGAACCCGCUACUGCAUCCGAGCCGAUAGAGGUGGAUCGGCCCGGUACCCCUGUGCCGGCAGUAGAGGUCCCAGAGCUGAUGGAGACCGCCUCGUCCGAGCAGAACUCAGACGCCAAGCCGUCCGAGAGCGUCGCUGACUCCACGCGGCUCACCAAGAAGGGCAAGAAGAAGACAGUGAGCUGGCCUGAAGAGAGCAAGCUGCGGGAGUACUUCUACUUCGAGCUGGAUGAUACUGAGCGAGUCAACCUGAACAAGAUCAAGGACUUUGGCGAGGCAGCCAAGCAGGAGAUGCUGAAGGACCGGCAAGCCUUCGAGACGGCGCGCCGGCUCAGCCACAGUGCCAUGGAAAAUAAGGUGCCCUGGGUUUACCCCAACCUCAUCGACCUGCCUAGCUCCCUGGAGCAGCCGGGCAGCGGCAGCCACGAGAAGUUCACCCAGGCCAAGAGGGAGAAGGGAAUCCUGCCGGAGAUCUUCCUCUUCAAGGAGAG